Equus quagga is the source of this 3735-nucleotide messenger RNA. RefSeq names its product CAP-Gly domain containing linker protein 3 (gene CLIP3). Bases 1433 to 3301 code for a protein of 622 amino acids. The transcript has 14 exons. NCBI's taxonomy places the organism in Eukaryota, Metazoa, Chordata, Mammalia, Perissodactyla, Equidae. Gene Ontology annotation, cellular component: cytoplasm; nucleus; microtubule plus-end. The record is from RefSeq and is a predicted model, not a curated record. Gene Ontology annotation, molecular function: microtubule plus-end binding. Gene Ontology annotation, biological process: cytoplasmic microtubule organization.
AGAGACCUGGAUGAUGAGAAGGAGCUGCCCUGGAAGGCACGUGGGCUGGAUGUUCCAGGGAGAAGAACAGCCCAUGCAAAUGCCCAACAUCUAGGUGUCAACUGGAGGAGGGCAGUGUUGCUAUGGAGAAAACUAAAGCAGGGAAGGAGUGAGUGUGUGUGUCGGGGGUGAGGAGGAUGCAAUUUUAGAUAAAAAGAGCAGAGAAGGUCUCAUUGAAAAGGCAUCAAUAAGUAAAAGCCCAAAAGAGAGGAGAGAGAGAAGCAGGCAUCUGGGGGAGGAGCAUUCCAGGCAGAAGGAACAGCUAGUGCAAAGGUCCUGGGGUGAGGAAGAGCAAGGAGGCCAGUAUGGUUGGGGGAGAGUGAGAGGAGGUGAGAUUGAAGAGAUGAUGGGAAAGUUCACAUAGGGUCUUGUGGGCUGUGGUUGAGAACAUUGGCUUUUACCUGGAGUGAGGUACAGCAAGCAGCUACCUCUAAAUUGAGGACGGUCCUGACAGGAUAGGAUUACUGGGUCUCUGUGGCUGCGUAUAGGGAGCAGACUGGAGGAGGGGAGGGAGGAGCAGGGAGUAGGCUGUUGCCAUAGUCCAGGUGGGAGAAGUUGAAGGAUGGACCAGGAUGAGGGCCUGGGGUCAGGGAUGAGGGAUGAAAUUCUGGAAAUAUUUUGGAGAUGGAGCUACUGGGCCUGCGCAUUAGAAGGAUGAGGGGUGGAAGGCCGUCUCCCAGCCCUGUUUAAGCCAGGUCGAUUGUGGGCAGUUCAGGCCACAGCCAACCAGGUGUGACAACCAAGCCAGGAUGAUGGAGCCAGGAAGGCCUGGGCCAGCUCCAGGAGGCUUUUCCCGGGGAGGGAGAGGUUUCAAGAGGGUUGGAGGGGUCCAUUGGCAGAUCUAUCCCCUAGACACUGCUACAGCCGUGUAGCAUGGUGAUUAAAAGCCCGGACUCUACAGCCAGGCAGCUGAGAUUCAAGUCUUUGCCCCAUCACCUACUUGUUGUGUGCCCUCAGGCAAGUGGUUUAACUUCUCUGGGCCUGGUAAGUGCUUAUGAGAGUGUCUAGGAAAUCCUUCCUCUGAGACAUCCCUUAUAUAGGGCGAGCAUGGAGAAGGGGCCAGGUGUGAGAUCUCAGAGAGAGGAAGCACCUAUCACCACCACACCCCUGAACCCCUGCCCUCACUGCCCUGGUUUGUAGGCCUGCGGGAAGGCUCUGUCACAGGGAGAUGGACGAAAAGAACGGCGCCCGCUGUCCCAUCCCUUUUUUUUUGCCCUUGUGCCUGCUUCAUCUCUCUCCUGUCUCCACGUCUCACAUCCUUCGUGGCCAUCUCUUCUUCCUCUCCCCAUCCUCCGUGUCUAUCCCCUUCCCGUCGCUGCCUCCAGCCUUUUCAUCAAUGUGAGCAGCCUCCCAGUAUCUCCGCCCCCGCGCCUGGUUGGGGGUAACACAGCGCAUGCGCUGUCAGCGCCCCUCCCUCUCCAAUCCCAUCCCCCGUCGGCGUCUGGGCCUCGUCCCCUUCUCUCUGUCUCCCUCUCUUCUCCCGUCACUUUCCCCGACACUGACACCCAUUACUCCUGUCUCCCCAGUCUCAGCUUUGGUCUCCAGCCCCGUUGGCCCGAGGAUUUGCCUGAAGGCCGCCCCCAACUCUGCGUCCGCCCCCCGAGGCCCACCGAGGACCAUGACUAAGACAGAUCCCGCUCCAAUGGCCCCGCCGCCCAGGGGGGAGGAGGAAGAAGAAGAGGAAGAGGAUGAGCCCGUCCCCGAGGCCCCCAGCCCCACCCAAGAGCGCCGGCAGAAGCCUGUUGUGCACCCCUCGGCACCUGCCCCCCUCCCCAAGGACUACGCCUUCACCUUCUUCGACCCCAAUGACCCGGCCUGCCAGGAGAUUCUGUUUGACCCGCAGACCACCAUCCCUGAGCUGUUCGCCAUUGUGCGCCAGUGGGUGCCCCAAGUCCAGCACAAGAUCGAUGUCAUCGGCAAUGAGAUUCUGCGUCGAGGCUGCCAUGUGAAUGAUCGGGACGGGCUGACCGACAUGACGCUGCUCCAUUAUGCGUGCAAGGCUGGGGCCCACGGAGUCGGGGACCCGGCGGCGGCCGUGCGCCUCUCUCAGCAGCUGCUGGCCCUGGGCGCCGACGUGACCCUGCGCAGCCGCUGGACCAACAUGAACGCGCUUCACUACGCCGCCUACUUCGACGUGCCCGACCUGGUGCGCGUGCUGCUGAAGGGCGCGCGACCCCGAGUGGUGAACUCCACAUGCAGUGACUUCAACCACGGCUCAGCCCUGCACAUCGCUGCCUCCAACCUUUGCCUGGGAGCCGCCAAAUGUUUGCUGGAGCACGGCGCCAACCCGGCCCUGCGGAACCGAAAGGGACAGGUGCCGGCAGAGGUGGUUCCAGACCCCAUGGACAUGUCCCUGGACAAAGCAGAGGCAGCGCUGGUGGCCAAGGAGCUGCGAACGUUACUGGAGGAGGCUGUGCCACUCUCCUGUGCCCUCCCCAAGGUCACACUGCCCAACUAUGACAACGUCCCAGGCAAUCUCAUGCUUAGCGCACUGGGCCUGCGCCUGGGAGACCGCGUGCUGCUGGAUGGCCAGAAGACGGGCACGCUGCGGUUCUGCGGGACCACGGAGUUCGCCAGUGGCCAGUGGGUGGGCGUGGAGCUGGAUGAACCUGAGGGCAAGAAUGAUGGCAGUGUUGGGGGUGUCCGGUACUUCAUCUGCCCUCCCAAGCAGGGUCUCUUUGCCUCUGUGUCCAAGAUCUCCAAGGCAGUGGACGCACCCCCCUCGUCGGUCACCUCCACACCUCGGACUCCCCGGAUGGACUUCUCCCGUGUCACUGGCAAAGGCCGCAGGGAACACAAAGCCAAGAAGAAGCCCUCGUCAUCCCCGUCUCUGGGCAGCCUGCAGCAGCGCGAGGGGGCCAAGGCUGAGGUCGGAGACCAAGUCCUUGUCGCGGGCCAGAAGCAAGGCAUUGUGCGCUUCUACGGGAAGACAGACUUCGCCCCAGGUUACUGGUAUGGCAUCGAGCUAGACCAGCCCACGGGCAAGCAUGACGGCUCUGUCUUUGGCGUCCGGUACUUCACCUGCCCCCCAAGGCAUGGAGUCUUUGCGCCAGCAUCCCGAAUUCAGAGGAUUGGUGGAUCCACUGACCCCCCUGGGGACAACGUCGGAGCCAAAAAAGUGCAUCAAGUGACAAUGACGCAGCCCAAACGCACCUUCACGACAGUCCGGACCCCAAAGGACAUCGCAUCAGAGAACUCCAUCUCCAGGCUGCUCUUCUGCUGCUGGUUUCCCUGGAUGCUGAGGGCGGAGAUGCAGUCUUAGAGGCCCUGGACACCCAACAAAGAGACACAGAGCCCCCUCUAGCGUCUCCUGACACAAGGAGCCCCCCAAGUCACCCUGAGAUAGAGAUUCCCAGUAACACGUCCAGAAUAGAGAUCCCCAUUAGCCAGCCCUCAAUCACUGAGGCCCCAUUAUUAACAGAUUCCCUCAUAACCCCCCAACUACAGACCCCGUGUUACCCAGAAAGAGAUUCCCUGCGUGUAGCACCUUUGGGCUAGUCCCUGUCCCCAACCCCUCAGAGCAGAGCCCCCGAUUAACAGAUUUCCACUUCACCCCAAAUGAUGGUGACCUUCUCCAUAUAAUGCUUUACAGCAGAACAUUCCUGAGUCACUCAUCACUGGAUCAGAGCCCUCCCCCAUUAACAAAGACCACCCCCCAAUCAAGUCUCCUUGAAAUAAACACAGGUCACACCUCCA